AGUCCGAGGUAUAGAAACCUUUGCGUCAUCGAAACGCCAUAUACUCUGAAACGCAAUCUUUUGGUAAAACUCAAGUGCGAGGUUGCUUUUCGUUCAUAAUAAUUUAGUUGGUGAUAUUUGAACGGUUUGUUUUGUGGUUUUCAACUUUUGAGACCCAAAUCUAACCGAGCUUUCAUUUUGAAAUGGCAUUCUCAAUUGGUGUGUUGGUGCUUCUGGUGAUUAGUGGCAUCUGCGUCUCUCCAGUGCAUGGUUAUUCAUGCCCUGCUGUGGGUGAUAGUUCUGGAUUCGUCUGCCCGCAGAACUUUGAUGCCGUUGAUGAUUUUUACUGCUGUAGUGCGGGAAAAGAAUACCAAUUUUGUUGUGACUACUACGAAUACUAUGGUUAUGGAUAUCUCAGUACUGCAGCCAUUAUUGGUGUGAUAGGUGGAAGCCUUAUAUUGCUUAUACUCAUCAUUUCAUCGAUCAUAGCUUGUUGUGUCUGCUGUGCAAGGGCGCCCCCUCGCUACCCAGUCAGCACUCGUGUCCACACUACGACUAUCGCACAUCCUUGUGAACCCUCAGCACCCAUCAUGACCGUCAAUGCCCCACCGGGUUACUACACCGCUUCAGCCCAACCAGCACCACCCCAACCCCCACAAGGAGCCUUCGAAACCCCAAAACCAGGACAGUACCAACAGUUCCAAAAUGAACCCAUUUAAGGAGAAUAGUCACGAAUCUGUUCGGUAGAGUCUAUUCUCUGACUUAAACUAUUUCCCCAACAUUGUCAAAUUGUCAAAAAAAAAUUACGUUUGAAACAUUAUCGAGUACAAUGUUUUCAUAUCGGUUUACCAUUUAUUGUUUAGGAAAUUUGAAUAAAACAUGUGUCCAGCAUUUCAUGUUGUCUUUCAAUUUGGAAAGACAGUAAUUUUCUAGUCGAACAAUCACUUUGGGUUGGUACAAACCGACUGUUCCGUGUAGAUUCGUACUGUCAGAGUUAGUCACAGUUUGUUUGAUUGGACAGAGAUUCAUAUCCCAUUAUUGGGUAAUAUAAUUACUAUAUAUAUAUAUAUUAUUAUAAUAUAAUAAUUUUGUCAACGUUAAUUCGGUUAGACUUAACUAACUUGCUUUAGAUUAUAACUGUUUUGUUAGUUUGUACCGUUGAUCGUUUAUUCCCGCAACUAAAUCACGGGAUUAGUUUACAAAUCAGUAACUUCAAGGAUGAAAAUAUUUUGCUAACUUUUUUAACAUGGUGUUUUCUAUUAAAUUAUCAUUUUGUAAGAUUUUUACCACAACUUUAUAAUUAAAGCAGUGAUGAAAACGUAUUAUUGAUUGACUGACGACGAACUCUUCACUUAUUUUAAUACCCAAUGCAGUCCACAGUAUUGUUUAGUUUUCCAUCGAUAUUAUUGAUUUUCAGAUAGAGCCAACUGUAUUUUUAGAAAUCUUAUGGCACUUUGUGGUUUAUGUGUUUUGUUUUCCAACGGUUUUUAUUGAUUUUUCAGAUGAAAAGUGUAUUUCUAGAACUCUGUUUGCGGUUUCUGUUUGUUUUGUAAGACCUGUGAAUAGGGGAG
Asterias rubens (European starfish) is the source of this 1550-nucleotide messenger RNA. RefSeq lists its product as uncharacterized. Lineage: Eukaryota; Metazoa; Echinodermata; Asteroidea; Forcipulatida; Asteriidae. The record is from RefSeq and is a predicted model, not a curated record. The transcript has 4 exons. The coding region runs from base 183 to 698 and encodes 171 amino acids.